Molecule: messenger RNA, 613 nt
Organism: Rana temporaria (common frog)
Lineage: Eukaryota; Metazoa; Chordata; Amphibia; Anura; Ranidae
Gene: RPS14
Product: ribosomal protein S14
Exons: 5
Coding region: 112-567 (151 amino acids)
Biological process (GO): translation; ribosomal small subunit assembly; maturation of SSU-rRNA from tricistronic rRNA transcript (SSU-rRNA, 5.8S rRNA, LSU-rRNA)
Cellular component (GO): ribosome; cytosolic small ribosomal subunit
Molecular function (GO): mRNA 5'-UTR binding; small ribosomal subunit rRNA binding; structural constituent of ribosome
Source: RefSeq, a predicted model, not a curated record
UAAAGGAGAGGUAGUGGUUUCCCGAGCACUUCCGGUGGAGGGAGUGACCUUUGCCCCCUCCGCCUCUCUUCCUUCCUUUCCUGUAGCGGCUCCUCGAGAAGACGUAGCAAAAUGGCUCCACGUAAGGGUAAGGAAAAGAAGGAAGAACAGGUCAUCAGCCUGGGACCACAAGUGGCUGAAGGAGAAAAUGUAUUUGGAGUCUGCCACAUCUUCGCUUCCUUCAACGACACCUUCGUGCAUGUGACUGAUCUGUCUGGCAAAGAAACAAUCUGCCGUGUGACUGGUGGAAUGAAGGUCAAGGCUGACAGAGAUGAGUCCUCUCCCUAUGCCGCUAUGUUGGCUGCUCAAGAUGUUGCUCAGAGGUGCAAGGAGCUUGGCAUCACAGCUCUUCACAUCAAGCUGCGUGCCACUGGAGGAAACAGGACCAAGACCCCUGGCCCCGGUGCCCAGUCUGCACUAAGAGCCCUGGCUCGUUCAGGCAUGAAAAUUGGCCGCAUUGAGGACGUAACCCCCAUCCCCUCAGACAGCACCCGCAGAAAGGGCGGUCGCCGUGGUCGUCGUCUGUAGUUCUCCUGCUUUGUCUUUCAGUUGUUAAUAAAAUAAUCAGACCAAA